CAAUUGCUGCAACUAGUCCGUUGCACGUCGUCGUCGUCGUAGUGUCGUCGUGUAUUCGUAUGUUCUCUUGAUUUUUCUUUUUUAAUUAUUGUCAUAAUACAACAAAAUUAAUUAAUAAUAAUUUUGAAUGUUUUUACUGAGAUAACCUUACGGACAUUUUCCAUGUUUUGUUUUUAUUUUUUAUUUUUAAAUUAAAUUUCUAUCUUUUACUCUCCAUAAUUAUAUUAUAUUUUAUUUCAAAACGUAUUUUGUUAUAAAAAUUAAAGCAAAUAAAAAGAAAAUAAAUCGUGAACAAAAUAAAAAGAAAGCAAAAAUAUAUCUGUGUAUACAUAUUUAGAAAAAUAAAAUAAAAAUAUCAAAUUCUCUUCUUGUUGAUUAUUGAUUAUAUUAUCUGCUAUAAUUUCUGUUGUUGGAUCCAAUAGAUGAAAGAAUGUGAAUUCUCUUGCAUGAGUGAAGGAAUGAAGGAAGAAAAUUGUGUUCUCAAUAAAAAGCAAUUUAAAGUGAAAAAGCUAUAAUUAUAAAAUUAUAUAUAUUACAUAUCGUGAAACGGGAAUUAUUCGGAUACAUAUCAUACAAAAAUAAGAAAAUAUAAUAUACAUAUAUCUGAUCGCGGAACGUACAAAAAUAAAAGGAAAACGAGUGAAAAAAAAAGUUUAUUUUGUUUUUCUUAUUUUAUUAUUUAAAAAAAAAUCAAAUCGAAUAAAGGAGUUCGCCGCGAGGAAGGAGAUAUUUUUCGGCGAAAAAAAAAGAGAAAAACUGUGGAAUUAUUUCCAUAAAGAAAAAAAGAAAAAAACUCAACAUCAAUCUCUCUUCAACUUCCAAUUAAUACAAAACAAGGACACAAUAUUAUUUUGUUGUUACUUUAAGCUUUCGAAUGUAAAUCCUACAUAUCAAAAUUAAAAAUAAUCAAAUUAAUUUAAUUACAAAUAAAAUAUCCUUUUCAACCAAAAAGUGCUUUAAAUAUCAAAAUUCAAUUUAAAACAAAAAAGAAAACUUAACUGAGCAGUUGUAAUUAUAAACAAUUAAGAAUUUAAUUCGAUAAUAAAAUUGUUAUUCUCGUUGUAAUAAAGAAAACCCCAAAUUGUUACACGAAUGUAAAAAUACUUGCUCGUGCCAUUGCCACCUAAGGAUAUAUAAGUUUCAAAGUGCCCUAUCAAAUCGCGCUUCAAUAAUAAAUUAUAAUUAUAAAUUAUAUAAAAAGUCAUUCGCUUAUACUUUUCAAUUUUGUUUAUAUAUCUUUUUGAUGUGAUAUUGCUUAAGUAAAUUUAAUUAAAUAUAUAAAAAAUCUAAAAUAAAAGUGAUUUAUGUAAUAAACAGCAAUUAAAAGUUGUUGUUAACGCACACUAAAUCUUAAAUUAAAAUAACGAAGACAAAGAAAAGCAAAGAAAUAUACAAAAAAAAAACAUAUCAUCUAUCGAUCGAGUGUGAUACAAUUUAAAUUUAAUUGCAUCAGUUUUAAUCGAUAAUGCAAAUACGAUAGAUCGAUGUUACCAAUGCAUUUUAUGUCCCUCCAUGUUCAUGUUUCAAAGCAACAAACAGAAAAAAAAAGACAAACUAUGGUUUGCAUGCCAAACGCGAUUUCAGCAGUACAAUCAAGACAUCGAUGUAAUGCCAAGUGUGCAACCACAGCGGCGUCACCCUCAACAUCUACUCCGCCCUCAGCAACAGUAUCAGACGGCACAUCAGCUGCUACACCAACAACAACAACAACAACAACAACAACAUCAACCUUUGAUACUGGAUCCACGGGAAACGCCUCCACCGCAAUAUGGUCAAAUGAAUUUCUCUGGAAGAAGCUGCUGCAGCAUGAGUUCAAUGCUGAUGGAGAACAGCGGGAACAACAGCAGCAGCAGCAGCAAUCAACAGCUACUGUAUCCAAUGAACACACCUCCGCAAUGUGUGUGCUCGAACAGCUGUUUUGGAAGCGUCGCCGACGAAGUGUCAUAUGCAAUGGAACUGGAAUCCGGCUCGGAGGAAAUGAGCAUCGAGCAGGAUUACGAAACCAAGAUAGGUGGCUCUUAUUGCGAAAGUUAUGGAGACAAUUCAACCGAUUGCAACGAAGGAGACGACUACGAUCAUCAAUAUUCCAACUUGUCGGCGAAAGCGACGAGAGCAAUGAUCGGCGAAUUGAACGCGGACCGACUGACGAAUUGGCAACAAAACCAGAAUCUGGCAUUUCAUCAAACGUCAAUAGCAACAACAACAAAAACGAACAACAAGUCAACUGGGACCACGAUAGCGGGAAGUGUUUUACGGAGUUGCUGUUACACCGCUGGGGAUUCUAUUUCGAACGAAUCAACUGGCAGCAACUGUCACCACCCACCACAUCCCAAUCAAAACUUUUCUCACAAUGCGAUGGCAGCGCCAUCAUCCACAACUGUAACCUCGGCGAUAACUGCAACAGCAGCAAAUGUUUUUCGAAAUUGUUGCCGAGGUGUUGGGUCCCAGUCAAACGAAUCGAGCAUAGGGAACUAUCCCGAGCUGCCUCAUCAGAACAAUCGCAAUUUUGCUCUCAACAACAACAACAACAGUGCUUUUGGCAACAACAACAACAACAAAAACAACUUCAACUUCUACGAACAAAAAACCACAGCAUCAACCCUUUUAUCGAGCGACUCUUCUGGUACGUUAAAAGUAAAAGAACUAUUCAAAGCCCUUAUGAAAAAGCUAAAAGAUCCCCAAUUAGAUACCCUAUGUCAAGUUGUCGAAAACCGUUUGAACGCCGCGAACGCCGGUACCGACGCGAACAACAGCGGCAGCCUUUCCGUUUGGCGCCGUCAAAAUCAAAUCAAUCGACCGUCGCAUCAACCCUCGACAUGUGUUCUUGUACCGCGCGAAUCAAUCGGAGGCGAGGAGCCAAAUGUGAUUGCCUGUCGGUUAUGGUUAUGGCCGGACUUGCGCGAUUCAACGGAAUUGAAACGAAUACCAAUGUGUCCGAAUGGCAAGGAAAAAGUUUACGUUUGCUGCAAUCCAGCACAUUGGAAUCGGAUACUAAUACCAGAAGCUGCACCUCCGCCUUAUCAGCAAUCAGUAAUGGACAGACUGAAACCCGAAGACCGUGCUCCAAGCGAAAACCUAAAAGACGGAGGUCUAUCCACAGUCAGCAGUACCACCACUGGUCGACGAGUUCAAAUUCCAGAAUCAUUCACCACUAACGGCGAAGAUCACUCAUCGACAUCUCCAACAUGGUGCCAAAUAGCCUAUUGGGAAUUGGCGCAACGUGUUGGCGACCGGUAUGAGGCUAAAAACUCCACAGUUAAUAUCUAUUCAGAAGGCAGCGGUGGAAUGUGUUUAAAAGAUUUGGCCGACAAAAAGUUCACAGCAACAUCAAGUUCUGUGCAAAAAACAAGACAAAAAAUUGGUUUAGGUAUUACUCUUAGUCAGGAAGCAGAUGGCGUUUGGUUGUACAAUCGUUCAGAAGCACCAAUAUUCGUACAUUCUCCUACAUUAAACGAUGAUUGCCGGCAUGUUUCCAAAGUGCCACCAGGUUAUUGUUUAAACGCCUUCGAUAUAAAUAGGGCUCGAACGCAAAAACUGGUGUGCUCACCUCAAAUAGCUGGUGCUCAAACAGGUCCAAUUGACACAUUUAGCAUGCAAAUUAGUUUUGCCAAAGGUUGGGGUUCAAAAUAUCGUCGAACCGACAUAACCGCCUGUCAUUGUUGGCUGGAAGUACUUUUUGCGAGACGGUGACAGUUUGUUAAUGGUUUCCAUACACUUAAAUCACAAUCAUCGUUAGGCAAUGGAAAUACAACAACAACAACAACAAUUGUCGGUUUUUCUUGUAAAAGUGACGUUGCUGUCACUAAAACUAAUGCUGCCAUCUCUACCGUUGAUGUUGAUGCCGCCACAGCCAAAGCCAUCGCCACCGCUGCUAACACUAAAAUAACUGUUAACAAUAAUUGUAACAGUAAUAUCAGUGACAAUUUAUGUUAUUGCAGUAGCUGUCAUUGCAAAUGCACUUCAAAUCGAAUUUUAUGCACCAAAGUAGCAACAAAAACACGCUUAAAGCCUUUGUUGUCGUUAUCAUCAUUAUCGAAGAAACGAAGUUUGCGAAAAAUUCACACAAAAUUUGCAACAAUUUUAAAACUUUGCUGGAAGAGGUUUGUGUAGUUUAAACAAAAACUUAAGUUUUUUGUUUUGUUUUUCUUUUUUUAAUUUAAAAAAAAAAAUAUUUAAAAAAAAAAUUAAAGAACUGGAAAGUUAAAUUAUUAAAUGGUUUUUCCAUAGAAUAUAUAUAUCUCAACAAAGUUUGGCUAUAGAAACACUCACAUACUCAUUGCGAGAAAUUAUAUAAAACAAAAACAAAAACAAAGAGAGAGAGAGAGAAAGAAAAAAAACGAAAAAGAUAGAGCUAAGAAAAAGGAGUAUUGUUAACAUUUUUCUAUUGUUAAAACAAAAAUUGAUUACAAAAAAAGUGCCCCUUCAUAAAA
Eupeodes corollae is the source of this 4430-nucleotide messenger RNA. RefSeq lists its product as uncharacterized. Gene Ontology annotation, cellular component: heteromeric SMAD protein complex. The transcript has 7 exons. The coding region runs from base 1513 to 3690 and encodes 725 amino acids. Lineage: Eukaryota; Metazoa; Arthropoda; Insecta; Diptera; Syrphidae. Gene Ontology annotation, molecular function: I-SMAD binding; transcription regulator inhibitor activity. The record is from RefSeq and is a predicted model, not a curated record. Gene Ontology annotation, biological process: regulation of transcription by RNA polymerase II; anatomical structure morphogenesis; cell differentiation.